Paramuricea clavata is the source of this 1180-nucleotide messenger RNA. Lineage: Eukaryota; Metazoa; Cnidaria; Anthozoa; Malacalcyonacea; Plexauridae. The record is from the annotation of a GenBank genome assembly.
GUCUUGGUACUAGGCUCUUGAACGCGCCACAUUCAAGAUGGCGGCCUGAAAAGGAGUUCUUAUUUAGCAAUUUUCACAUUUUGCUUUAAUUUCUCCUACUCCAAGUAUGAAUUUUGGCAGAUUUCUCAUUGGAAAUACAGCUCGCGACUGCAGUAAAAUUUUCUAUCGAAAUUUCAACAAAAGAACUCAAAAAUUUGACUACAAUAAAUUGGUAAAAGUGAACAAACGUGCUAACAGAAAACCACGGUUAGAUCUAAUAUUGAAAGAAGAUGUCCCGAACUUGGGCGUUGCUGGUCAACCGGUACAAGUAAAACGUGGAUAUGGUCGAAAUUAUUUGAUUCUAAAUAGACUAGCUGUAUAUGCAACAGAAGAAAACAAAGAAAAAUACCUGGCAACUCAGACUGUGCAAGGAGGUACUGGCAGUCUGGUAUCUGAUCCAAAGAUUUUACCUUUCUUUGAAACUGCUGUGUUGAAGAUUCCAGUGAAAGAAGAAGUGGAACCAUGGGAGAUCACAAAACAUGAUAUCUCAACUCAAUGUCGAAAGAAACUUAGUGUUGUUGUGCCCAUACAUUGUGUUGAAAUGUCUAAGCCAAUCACAUCUUGUGGUGACCAUGUCGUCAGUAUUGUCAUCAAUGAAAAUGUUACAACUCAACUUAAAUGUUCGGUUGUAGCAAUUUAAUGGUUGAAAAAAAUUGUGUUGUUAACAUGUUUCAUAAAAAGGAUGAAUCUAAAAAGGCAUAAUUCUGCAUAUUUUUAUAACUCUUAAAAAAAUAAUUACAAAAGCUCUGGUCUACUCUGUGUUAUAUUUUGGUUUAAUCAGCAGCAGACACUUAAUAUGAAGGGUUAGGUGGCCACCAUAUUACCACCCACUGUUACAAGAUUUGUACAUUUGAAGUUAUACAACUGCAAUAAAUUUAACCCUUUGAGUGGCAAUACACCCUUUGGCACACUACUUUAUUAUUUUGCCUGCUCUAAUGCCAGACAAGGGGAGAGUGCUGCCACUCAAUGGGUUAAAGAAGUUAUUGGGGGUGCCACUGGAUUUAAUGCAUGUUUUCCUAAACAAAACUGGUGAUGUUUGGGAGUCUUAAACUGCUAAUACCAAGCACUUUUACUUCAUUGGUAAAAUAAAAAUAAUAAGAGACUUCAAUAGUGUGCAUCAAUGGUGAAACCAGUUCAAAAC